UUGCAAUGCACUAUUGCUUUCUGUUUCAGGAGUCUCUCCAAGCCGGCCAUAGCGGAGCCAAGAAGAAAGUGACAAGUACGCUUCCUUCUCCAUUUUCCAAGUCCACCACCCCUGCCUUCCAUCUCAACUCGGUUUCUUCCCUUUUCAACUUCUUAUAUUGCAGUUUCUCUCCAGACACCCUGUCCUCAAAUUUCCCUUCCCUUUUUGGUAGCCACCAAAAUCCUCCAUGUUCAUAUUUUGCAAAUCCUAUCUUCAUCACUUCGCAAUCUUCUUCCUCUUCAUAGUUGUCAAAUUUCUCUCAAUUUCAGUCUCUGGCUACACCUUCUUCCCAGCUGAUUACAUUCUUGUUGACUGUGGUGCCUCUGGCAACUCAACAAGCCUUGAUGGCCGACAGUGGACAGGAGAUGUUGGGUCAAAAUUUAUUUCCUUAAAUGAUUCAAUUGAUACAAGCUCAUCCUCUAAAGCCCUUGAUCUACCCACAUCUGCUUACCCUGUCCCGUACAGGACUGUUAGAAUUUUUCAUUCUCAAUUGAUAUACGCUUUUCAUGUUAGUUCAGGCCAGAAAUUUAUACGCUUGUACUUCAACCCCACUUCAGUCCAGGAGCUCAAUAGGUCUAAGGCCUUUUUCAAUGUUACAACUGGUCCCUUCACCCUCCUUAGUAACUUCAGCCUUUCCUCUUUCGCUGAUUCCUUUGUUAAAGAAUUCUGCAUAAACAUAGGAGAGAAUCAGGUUUUGAAUGUAACUUUUAGUCCUGACACUUCAAAUGGUGCAUAUGGGAUUAUCAGUGGAAUAGAGAUUGUGUCCAUGCCUACUAGUCUUUAUUAUACUGGAACAGGACAUAACAUCGGUCGCUAUCUUCAGAACCACACAGCUCUUGAGAUGAUUCACCGAUUAAAUGUAGGCAGAAGCUCCAUAUUACCUGUAAAUGAUUCGGGCAUGUUUCGGAGCUGGAUUGAAGACAGAUAUUUUGUGUUUAAUUUGCCUUCCACACGAGAAAUUACCAAUAGAACAACUCGCAUCAACUUCACAACAAUCCCUUCUUAUGCUGCUCCAAGAGAGCUCUACCAAACCGCUCGGUCCACAGGCAAAGGGAUGAAUCUUACAUGGAAAUUACCUGUAGAUUCAGGUUUCAAGUAUCUUGUGAGACUCCACUUCUGUGAGCUGCAACUGAAUAAAAAAAGAGGAGACAGGGAGUUCCAAAUUUUCAUUGCUAAUAGAAUGGUCGAACCUUCUGCAGAUAUAAUUAGAUGGACUGGUGGAAACGGAAUUCCAGUGUUCAGAGACUAUAUUGUGAUGCUGCCUAAUCUAAGCCGCAAGAAGAACAACCUCUCUGUUUCUCUUCGUCCCAAGGGCAAAUCAGACCCAAUCCUGAAUGGAUUGGAGUUGUUCAAGAUCAACAAUACAGAUGGCAAUCUUUGUGGACACAACGCUAAAGCUUUCAUUGCUGCAGCUAUACCUAGACCACCAGAUAAGCUAGCUAAGAAAUCCAAGAACACGAAGACAAAAAUCGUUGUAAUUAUUGUUGGAGUUACAACUGUAGUGAUCAUAGUGUUACUGCUUGUGGGCUUCACAAUUUGCUGGCAUUGGAAAAGAGCAAGAUUCGAUGAGGAGAAUAUGAAACCUCAGCCAGAAGGAAUUUGCCGCCGGUUUGCAGCUGAAGAGAUCAGAAAUGCCACCAACAACUUUGACAGAGCUCUGGUAAUCGGUGAUGGUGGGUUUGGUAGAGUAUUCAAAGGUAACAUUGAUAGUGAAAAUACACCAGUAGCCGUCAAGGCUCUGAAGCCAACUUCAAGCCAAGGGUCUCGGGAGUUCUGGGCAGAGAUUGAAAUGCUUUCAAAGCUCCGUCAUCCGCACUUAGUGUCUCUGGUCGGAUACUGCAAUGAUGAACGGCUUAUGAUCCUCGUCUACGACUACAUGGCCCAAGGAACACUCCGUGAUCAUCUUUAUCAUACGCAUAAUCCUCCAUUGUCCUGGAAACAAAGGCUAGAGAUUUGCAUUGGUGCUGCUUAUGGCAUAAAAUACCUUCACACAGGUGCAGAGCAUAGUAUCAUCCAUCGGGAUAUCAAGAGCUCCAACAUUUUACUUGAUGAGAAGUGGGUCCCCAAGGUUUCUGAUUUUGGACUCUCCAGAUUGGGCCCUACAAGCAUGUCUCGCAGCCACGUCACCACAGAUGUGAAGGGUACAUUUGGGUAUUUAGAUCCUGAGUACUAUUUUACCAAUCAUCUGAGUGUAAAAUCUGAUGUUUUUAGUUUUGGGGUAUUGUUAUUCGAAGUAUUGUGUGCCAGACCAGCAGUGGAUAUGAGGCUAGAGGAGGAGCAACAUAGCUUGGUUCUGUGGGCCAGGACGCAUGUUAAAGAAGGAACCCUUGAUCAGAUUAUUGAUCCCAGUCUGACAGGUAAAAUUGCGCCAGAGAGUUUGAAGGUGUACGCAACAAUUGCAGCCAAGUGCUUGCGAGAGCACAGAAAUGAAAGGCCUACAAUGUCAAAGGUGUUGAGGAAACUUGAGCUUGCAUUGAGGCUGCAGGAAUGCGCUGAUGCUGCAGCGGAGGUGGGAAUUUUGCAUAGUGAGCUAAGUUCGCUUCGUGGGAAUAGGGACAACAGUGGUUGUAUAGUGCAUUCUUGUCCAGCAAUUUGGAAGAAAACUUUAUCUCCAAGGGAGCCUUACAGAUUUUUCAGUGACAGGGCGAGAGUUAAUAAUAAGCUGGCCAAACCAUCUUCUUUACGUGGGCUCAGGGGUUUAAUUUUUGCAAUUCUCGGAUAUAAGUCCUUGUCACGUGAGAAAGGGCAAUCGACAUGUUCAAGUACGUGUGAGCCAGAUUUGACAUCAGAGAAAAUGUUGAUAGAGAUUAUGGCCUCUCCACCUGCAGAUCAAUAAUGGUUAUGUUAUGUUAGUGGAAAAGAGAUGUUUCAGAGAAUCAAAUGUUUAUAAUUAAUUAAUUAAGAGGUUUUAUGUUUCACGUAAAGAACUAAUCAAUAUGUGCACUGGUGAUAGAAAAUGAGGUAAAGUAAGGGAGUGCUUUCACUUUCGAUUUUUUGCUUUACUUGAAACAAAUCAUUUACAAUUUAAGUGCGCUAUGGAUUCUUUUUCUUCUGA
This is a messenger RNA of Hevea brasiliensis (rubber tree), 3094 nucleotides long. Its product is annotated as receptor-like protein kinase FERONIA. The transcript has a single exon. Gene Ontology annotation, biological process: protein phosphorylation. The record is from RefSeq and is a predicted model, not a curated record. NCBI's taxonomy places the organism in Eukaryota, Viridiplantae, Streptophyta, Magnoliopsida, Malpighiales, Euphorbiaceae. The coding region runs from base 227 to 2875 and encodes 882 amino acids. Gene Ontology annotation, molecular function: ATP binding; protein kinase activity.